AUGGAUACCUCAAAUAUCACGACUCAUCUACGAUACCUCACGGAAUCUUCACAUUUGCUCGCAUUAUCAGCUCCAGAGGUGUCUAGAUUUCUCAUGAAUAAAUGUAACAAACUUUCUUUGAAAUAUGAGAAGGACUUGAAAAUCCCUCAAGUUCCUAAAUCUUGCAAUGCUUGUGGCGCAAUUAUAAUACUUGGAUGGGGGGGAACAAUUUCGCUUGAGUCUACGAAUAUAAACCAAAUGGGCAAAAAAGCUAAUAGUAAAAAGAGACACCAAAAAAAAGCGGGAGAAAAUUCCAAAACCCUAGUUUACGAAUGCAAAGCCUGUCAUGGCAAAACACGAGAGACGCUACGAAAUAGGCCCAAAAUAAAAUUUCAGUCUAAUGUAGGCAAAUUUUCUUGUGCUAAUAUGAGCGCGAGCACCGAAAACCAAAAUAUAAUAGGCCAGCUCUCUACCCACGGGACACAGUCUCUAAGUUCCAAAAGGCGUAGAAAAUCUAAGAAAAAUACGCUUGAAGCGCUUUUGGCAGAAAGAAAAGAUGCAAAACCUAAAUCAGUUGGUUUUGAUUUGAUGGAUUUCAUGAAAAAAACUUGA
Molecule: messenger RNA, 591 nt
Organism: Blumeria graminis f. sp. triticale
Lineage: Eukaryota; Fungi; Ascomycota; Leotiomycetes; Helotiales; Erysiphaceae
Source: the annotation of a GenBank genome assembly